Messenger RNA from Quercus lobata, 3421 nucleotides. Its product is annotated as disease resistance protein At4g27190-like. NCBI's taxonomy places the organism in Eukaryota, Viridiplantae, Streptophyta, Magnoliopsida, Fagales, Fagaceae. The record is from RefSeq and is a predicted model, not a curated record. Gene Ontology annotation, molecular function: ADP binding; protein binding; ATP hydrolysis activity. Bases 249 to 3125 code for a protein of 958 amino acids. The transcript has 2 exons.
GUGAAUUCUUUCUUGCUUCUCAUUUAGCACAUAUUCUACCAUAAAAGUGGUGGUUUCUAUUGUAGGUUCAUCGAAGCAUCAGAUCGAAGAAAUGUACGCAUCAGAGAAGAGCAGUAAGUGUGGUUUUCUACUAGCUUAAGUUUGACACAAUCACAAAUGCAUUCUACCAGGGUAUGAAUUAAUUUCUUAAAGCUCUUUGGCUGUCAAUUAUUUUAAGCUUCCAGUAUCUCACAUAGCAAAAUCCUGGGAUGGAAGUGUUGGCUGCGGCUGUUGGUGCACUAGUGGUAACACCUGCCAAGCUUCUUUGUAACUGUGUCUGUUCAAAGAUCAAUACAACUAUCAAUGUCCAAUCAAAUCUUGACGAUGUUGAGAAGGAGAUGAAAAGCCUUACUGAUCGUAGAAAGGAAAUCAUACAUGAAACAGAGGCAGCUAAGAAAGAAGGGAGCCAAAUCAGAGCUCCAAUCAUAACUUGGCUUGAGGAUGUCAAAGAGCUUCAGCCUAGAGUCAAUCGGAUUCAUGAAAAUAAGCCUUCUACGUGUUUCUUAAAUUUCAGUAAGAGGUACAAAGGUGGCAGGGAAGUUGAGGAAAUACUAAAAAACAUCAAAAGGCUUCUAAAAGAUGGAAAGUUUCCACAGGGUCUGGUUGAUCCUACUAGAGUUCCCAGAGCGGUGGAGCAUAUUCCUGGACCUUCAAUUCAGGGUCAAACAACAGCAUCAAAAGCUUUAGAAAAAACUAUGAAGCUAUUGUCUGAUGAUAGAUUUCAGAGGAUUGGUAUUUGGGGCCUGGGAGGAGUAGGCAAGACUACUAUGGUAAGAACUCUCAACAAUGAGCUCAAGAGUACUUCAAGGAACAUUUUUGGCGUCAUCAUUUGGGUUACCGUUUCCAAGAAUUUGGACAUGAAACAGGUACAAACACAAAUAGCUCUGAGAUUGAAUUUGGAGACGAAAAUGGAAGAAAGCGUGGAGAGAAUGGCCAUUAGACUUCAUCAUAGACUUAUGAAUGAGGAAAAAUAUCUACUCAUUCUAGAUGAUGUUUGGCAGAAACUUGAUUUGGACAGUUUGGGUGUUCCACAGCCUGAUGUUCAUAAAGGUUCUAAAAUCAUAUUGACAACUCGGUUUAUGGAAGUUUGUAGGAAAAUGAUGACUGAUGUGGAAGUUAAAGUUGAUGUUUUAAAUGAUGAAGAAGCUUGGCAAUUGUUCAGUCAAAAGGCAGGAGAUGUGGCUCAUUUGGAAGGAAUUAAACCAUUUGCAGAAGCAAUUGCAAGAGAAUGUUGCGGAUUACCUCUGGCCAUCAUCAUAGUGGGAGCUGCUAUGAGAAGAAAGACAAAGGUUGAGCUAUGGGAAGAUGCCUUAAAAGAGUUGCAAAGGUCAGUGCCUUCUGUAGAAGGCAUUGAGGAUGAAGUCUAUAAGCCUUUGAAGUGGAGUUACGACUCAUUACAAGGUAACAACACAAAAUCUUGUUUCCUAUACUGCUCUUUGUUUCCUGAGGACUUCUCAAUCGAAGUCAGUGAACUAGUACUGCAUUGGCGAGCAGAAGGUUUGAUAGAUGAACAGCAGAACUAUGUGGAUUCAGUCAAUAGAGGAAUAGCUUUAAUUGAAAAUCUAAAGGACUCUUGUUUGUUGGAAGAUGGUUCCAAAAAGGGCACCGUGAAGAUGCAUGAUGUUGUUCGUGAUGUUGCUAUAUGGAUCACAUCAUCAUCUGAGGAUGGAUGUAAAUCCCUUGUUCGCUCAAAGUUUUGCUUGAGUGAGAUUUCAGUUGGGGAGUUUUCAAAUUCUCUCAAAAGAGUUUCUUUCAUGAAUAGCCAUAUAAGAAGUCUACCUAAUUGCUUGAUACAAUGUCCAGAGGUCUCAACACUGCUACUACAAGGCAGCUGCCCCUUUGAAGAAAUUCCUGGAAGAUUCCUACUAGGAUUUGAAACACUCAAGGUCUUGAAUCUCAGUCGAACGAACAUUCGGUCAUUGCCUUGCUCUAUACUUCUACUUGGUAACCUCUGUGCUCUUUUUUUAAGGCAUUGCAAAUAUAUUGAAGUAGUACCCCUACUGGGAUCUCUCAGUAAACUUCAAAUUCUUGAUCUUUGUGGCACUAGUAUUAGAAAAUUGGCAGGAGAGAUAGAAUUAUUGAGCAAUUUAAGGCAACUAGACUUAUCCUACACAAGAAAGCUAAAAGCCAUUCCUACUGGAAUUAUAUUUAGGUUGUCUUGUUUAGAGGUUCUAGAUGUGACAAACAGCUCCUACCAGUUCCUUGUGAAGGGAGAGGAAGAAGGAGAGACAACUUUUGAAGAGCUCAUACAGCUUGAUGGAUUACUUGUUUUAUCCAUCAAAUUGAAGAGUAUCCCAUUGCUCAGCUCUGAUGAUCUUUCCUGGAUAAAUAGAUUAAGAAGAUUUCAAAUUUUAAUUGGCCCAACAGCAUAUACCUUCCUAACUACCCAUGACAAAAGUGUGGCUGUAAGUAAAAUUGAUUUCACACAAGACUCAAUUCUGCAAUUAUGGGAUAUAUCAAAUUCUCUAGUCUUAAAAAAUUGUUCAAACCUAAAUCUAAUGCUUGACAACUUGGUCAUUAAUACUGAUGUUGGCUUUAUUGGUUUAAAAUCACUCACGAUUGAAAGAUGCACAAUAACGAAGUCAUGUCCAGUUAGAGGAUUGGCUGCCUGCUGUGACCUACUACCAAAUUUGGAGGAACUUACUCUUGGCCAUUUGAAUAGAAUAAAAAGCAUUUCAGAACUAUUUGGACAGCUUGGGCUAAGAUUUCUUAAACUAAAAUCAAUUGAAGUGAGGGGCUCUUCUGAGAUGAAAUAUCUUCUCUCCUGUGGUCACAUCAUUCAGACCCUGCCAAACCUAGAAGUAAUCAAGGUAAGCUUCUGUUGGGCCUUAAAGGAGCUCUUUAAUUAUGAUUCAGGACAGAAUAUGGCUCCAGAUCCUGUGGUUCCGAAACUACGGACAUUGCAAUUGGAGGACCUUUUCAGUUUAAGAAUUCUUGGCAGUCUAAGAAGGCUGCCUUUUACUAUCCAAAAUACAGGUACCAUAAAAGAAAUAAAAGGAGAAUCAGAAUGGUGGGAUGCAUUGCUGUGGGAUGAUGACGAAACCAAAACAAGUCUGCUGCCUUAUUUCCAUCCAGCUAUGCGUUAGUGCUAGGAACUUGGUGGCUUUGGUCUAAAUAAAAGCUUUAGCUCAAAGUGGACCUUCUAAUUGUGUUUGUAAAUUGAAAGAUGACCCAAGAAGUGGAGAAAAUUCAGUGUAUCACAGGGAUAUAUCACCACCACCCCCCGAUAUGUAAUAAAUCCCUAAUGAGUGAGUUGACAGUCUGUUCAUUAUCUUAGUGUGAGAAUACUAAUAAGCUUGAGAAUUUGUUCAUUAUUGAGUGUGAAAAUAUCAAUGGUUGUAUUGAAAAUUUGGAAUUCUUGAGUGACUUUUGAGCUGGGUGU